Messenger RNA from Batrachochytrium dendrobatidis JAM81, 324 nucleotides. RefSeq lists its product as uncharacterized. Lineage: Eukaryota; Fungi; Chytridiomycota; Chytridiomycetes; Rhizophydiales. The record is from RefSeq and is a predicted model, not a curated record. The transcript has 3 exons. The coding region runs from base 1 to 324 and encodes 107 amino acids.
AUGGCUACAGCAUCACCAAAUCUUGAGCUUACCAAUCAAGUCGUAGCACAUGCAACCUCAAAAAAAAUUGUACUGAAUAAAGAAAUGCAAACUCAGCUUGACCAAGACAAGAUUCAGCUUCGUAUCGAAAACGAACUUUAUAUACGUCAGCAUCCUGAAAUCAGGAAUAUUAUUGGAUACUUUAUUCAAAAAGUGCUUGUUCAUCGACCAGUCAAUUUGCCUGAAUUUGCAGUGGCUUUACUUGCAAACCCAGAGCUAAAGCAAGAGGUUGAGCAAUUCCAACAAGAGACACAACGACCAGAAAUAAAGAUUCAAUAUAAAUGA